Messenger RNA from Parnassius apollo (apollo), 801 nucleotides. NCBI's taxonomy places the organism in Eukaryota, Metazoa, Arthropoda, Insecta, Lepidoptera, Papilionidae. The record is from the annotation of a GenBank genome assembly.
AUGGUUGUACAGAAUAGCCAAGACAGGCCUUCCGUGAUAUUACCAAAUACAAAUCUGGAGUCAAAAAAGUAUAUUGUUGUAAAAAAUCAUGUGCGAGAACUUACGAGUAGGGUUCAAGAUGAGUCUUCAGGACAGAAAAGCAAAGCCAGUUAUGCAGAUAUUACUCAACAAAAAGGUGUUAUAAAGAAAAAUAAACGUAAAUUAUCAAACUGCACAGAAAGUGCGGAAAAAAUAAACACUUGUGAAAUAAAUAAAAGUGAUUUAGAUGAAUUAAAAGCAGUGUACAGUCAAUGUAAAAGUGUUUUAAAAAGUAUUGAAUCAAAAUACGGUCAUUUAUUAAAUUUAAUAAAUGAAACUCAAGGUAUUCAUUCUGGUUCAGAGAGCUUUGAGAGUGAAGUGGAAUGUGAGUGUAGUCAAAAUAAGAAGAUUGUUUUUGAUGAUGAAGGUAAACAAAUUGUAAAAGAUACUGAAUUUGAAAAACACAUUUGUUUAAAGAAACUGAAAUGCAAACAGAGUAAAUUACCUAAAGAAAAUUCUAAUGUUGAAAUUGAAUAUGAAUCAGAAAAAAGUCUCGAUUUACCCGAUAGCUUAAAUGAACUGGGAAAUUUGUUAAAAGAACCUUUCAUAAAUAAUCAGCUACGUAGAACAAUUAUAAACAAAAUCAGAGGCAUAAGACAAGUGUACAUAAAUGAGCUCAAGUUUGACAAGCAAGCUUUGGUAGAGAAGUUAAAAACAAACUCUGAAGAAAUAUUAGAGUUCAAAGGAACAAAUCUUUCAACGUUGGCUGGAUAUCCUGCAUGA